AUGCAUUCAGACGAACAAGUCGAGGGACCCUCAUCGGAAGCUGGUACCAAGGCCGAAGCGCAGCUUGACGGUCAGUACACACCUGAGGAUGCCUGUGAUGUACAGGCGCCUGAGGGUGUGCAAAAGAUCGAGGCCUUCAAGGUUGUAUGGUCGAAGUGGUCUCUCAUCAUCGCAUAUACCGGGAUUUAUGCCUUGCUAGUCUGGAUCAGCCUCCAGCAGUAUUCCAACUACAGCUUGUCUGCCUACGUCGUGAGCGACUUCGCUGCACACUCUCUCGUUUCCACAACCAGCAUGGUCUGCUUCCUCAUCGCGGGCGUGGUACAGGUGCCGAUCGCCAAGUUUCUCGAUCUCACAGGCCGCAUGGAAGGGUUCAUCCUCAUGGUUUUCUUUAUGGAGCUGGGGCUUGUCAUGCUCACAGCAUGCGAGAAUGUCGCGACGUAUACUGCUGCAAUGGUCUUCUACGAGAUCGGUUUCAGCGGCAUCGGCUAUGUGAUCACCGUCUUCAUUGUCGACACGACCCAACCAAAAAACCGCGGCUGGAUGCUCGGCGCCCAGAACCUACCAGCACUUGGUACGACAUUCGCCGGUGCACCUCUAGCACAAGCCUUCCUCGACCAUAGUACUUGGAGAUGGGCCUUUGGCACGUUUACCAUUGUGAUUCCUUUCAUCGCUGUUCCAAUCAUACUGAGCUUGUGGGCCAAUCAGCGAAAGUCUCGGAAACUCGGUGUGGUGACCAGACGCCCGGCAAGUGGGCGGACGACAUGGCAAUCCAUUAUACAUUACGGCAUAGAAUUUGAUGCCAUUGGAGUCGCCCUCUUCGGUGCCGGCGUCACCGUCUUCCUUCUCCCAUUCACUCUGGCAGCUUCUUCAUACAAGUCGUGGGGUUCUGGAAUUGAGAUCACUAUGUUUGUGGUCGGUGGUGUUCUGAUUAUCGCCUUCGUGGUGUACGAAUGGUUCUGGUCACCCAAGUCAUUCAUUGCCUUCAGCCUUCUCAAAGACCGCAAUGUGCUUGGUGCCUGCAUAUUCAACUUGGCGACAGGAAUGGCUUACUUCGUAUGGGAAUCAUACUAUACCUCUUGGCUCCAGGUCGUUGCGGGUCUCAGUAUCACGCAUGCCGGAUAUGUGGGAAGCAUAUACUGGAAUUGUGUUGGCCUUGCAGGCAUUGUUUCAGGAUUGGUUGUACGACAGACCGGUGAUUUCAAGUGGGUGGCCUUUGCCGGGACCUGUCUGAUGACCCUCGGAGUUGGGCUCCUCAUACACUUCCGCAAACUGGGGGUAGACGUCGGCUACAUCGUCAUGUGCCAACUUUUCAUCGGCUUUGGUGGUGGAAUCAUCACCAUCGCCCAAUAUCUGGCGCUUUUGGCUCCGUCCGUCGGGAAGAAGCAGAACACGCAGCGGAGUGUGGCCGUGCUACUGUCCCUGUCAUCUCUAUUCUCGAAAAUCGGUGCAGCCAUCGGCCUCUGCAUUGCAGGUGGUAUCUGGACCAACGAAUUUCUUGACUCCCUUACCAGGAGAUUGCCCGACACAUACAAGUCGCAAGCCGAGCAAAUCUAUGGAUCGCUUGUCUACCAGUUACUGGCGCUGGAGAACCCUUUGACCAAAGACGCAGUCCUCGGAGCAUACGAUGACAUGCAGCGCAAGUUGACCAUCACUGCGACAGCCUUGUAUGCCCUGGCAUUCGUGGGACUCGCGCUCUGGCAAGAUGUCAAACUCGAGGAAGUGGAAGGGGACGAGGAGAAGAAAGGAGUUGUAAUUUAG
Messenger RNA from Exophiala viscosa, 1758 nucleotides. RefSeq names its product siderophore iron transporter. Gene Ontology annotation, cellular component: plasma membrane. The record is from RefSeq and is a predicted model, not a curated record. The transcript has 7 exons. Gene Ontology annotation, molecular function: transmembrane transporter activity. Bases 1 to 1758 code for a protein of 585 amino acids. Lineage: Eukaryota; Fungi; Ascomycota; Eurotiomycetes; Chaetothyriales; Herpotrichiellaceae. Gene Ontology annotation, biological process: transmembrane transport.